AUGAGGUAUCUUGGUAGUGAUCGAGUGAAGAAGACAUGGUUACAGACGUUGAAGAGCGAGUUCGACGCCCUCCGGAUGAAAGAGACCGAGACGAUUGAUGAGUUUGCUGGCAAACUCAGUGUCAUGAGCAGCAAGUUCUCGACUCUUGGUGUCACACUUGAAGACUGCUCUUUGGUAAAGAAGUUGCUCGAUUCUGUCCUUGAUAAAUUUUUUCCUAUUGUUGCUGGUAUUGAGCAGUUCCACGACCUUGAGACAAUACCAUUUAAGGAGACUAUAGGACGACUGAAGGUGUACGAGGAACGAGCAUUACGAUUACGCGGCAAUACCAACAGCACCAAAGGUGAGCUCCUACUUACUCAUGCCACAUGGCAAAUGCAACAGAAGGAGAGCAACGAGGACAUUUCCUCAAGAGGCAAGGGGCGUGGGUCUAGGAGCCCUGGUCGUGGAAAAUGGCGUGGGCAUGGGCGAGGGCGCGGUCGUGGCCGUGGUACACCGCACCAAGAAAGUGCAGAAGGCACUAGCAGCAACGGCAGAGGCACUCAUGACAAGAGCUAUAUAAAGUGUUUUAAUUGUAAGAAAAUGGGGCAUUAUGCGUUCGAAUGCUACAACAAGCGUCGUGAUGAUGAGGCUCACAUCACUUGCGCCACCGAUGAAGAGCUAGCACUGAUGAUGACCGUGACCCACGAGGAGUCUCACACUAGGCGUGAGCAGUAG
Messenger RNA from Zingiber officinale, 714 nucleotides. RefSeq lists its product as uncharacterized. The transcript has a single exon. Lineage: Eukaryota; Viridiplantae; Streptophyta; Magnoliopsida; Zingiberales; Zingiberaceae. The coding region runs from base 1 to 714 and encodes 237 amino acids. The record is from RefSeq and is a predicted model, not a curated record. Gene Ontology annotation, molecular function: nucleic acid binding; zinc ion binding.